GUCCUGAACGAGUGCAUGGGUCUGCCGCCGGGCUUCCUCAGCGGCUACAACGGUGACCACAGCUUCGAUUUCAGGGCGGCGCAUCACUACUUCCCGGCGACGGAGGAGGGGAACAACGGCCUCAGCGCGCACGAGGACGGCAACUACAUCACCUUCGUCUUCCAGGACGGCGUCGGGGUCGGGGGCCUAGAGAUCCUCAAGGACGGCGAGUGGGUCCCGGCGGAGCCCUUGGACGGCAGCAUCAAUGUCAACAUCGGCGACAUCAUAAAGGUGCUGACCAACAACAAGUUUAAGAGCCCGAUGCACCGGGUGGUGAGGAAGCCGGUGGACAUGCACUCGUUCGCCUUCUUCUUCAGCCUGCACAGCGACAAGUGGGUCGAGCCGCUGCCGGAGUUCACGACGAACAUCGGCGAGGCGCCGCGCUACAGGGGGUUCGUCUUGGACGAGUACCUGCAGAGGCGGAUGAGGGCCCAGCUCAAUCCACCGUCCAGGCCCGAGGACGUCAUCCACAACAACAACAUCACCUACUAUGCUAUCUAGCCUGGGAAAUCGGUUUCGAUCGCACAAAUGUAUAAGAGCUGCACGGUCUGCUAAGAAGUUGUUGUUACGAAAAUUGGGACUGUAAAAUGUGAAU
Panicum virgatum (switchgrass) is the source of this 634-nucleotide messenger RNA. Its product is annotated as 1-aminocyclopropane-1-carboxylate oxidase 1-like. Gene Ontology annotation, molecular function: dioxygenase activity. The record is from RefSeq and is a predicted model, not a curated record. Lineage: Eukaryota; Viridiplantae; Streptophyta; Magnoliopsida; Poales; Poaceae. Bases 16 to 540 code for a protein of 174 amino acids. The transcript is spliced from 2 exons.